This is a messenger RNA of Selaginella moellendorffii, 3618 nucleotides long. RefSeq names its product K(+) efflux antiporter 2, chloroplastic. Bases 57 to 3557 code for a protein of 1166 amino acids. Gene Ontology annotation, biological process: potassium ion transport; proton transmembrane transport. The record is from RefSeq and is a predicted model, not a curated record. The transcript is spliced from 20 exons. NCBI's taxonomy places the organism in Eukaryota, Viridiplantae, Streptophyta, Lycopodiopsida, Selaginellales, Selaginellaceae. Gene Ontology annotation, molecular function: potassium:proton antiporter activity. Gene Ontology annotation, cellular component: membrane; chloroplast.
UCCAAUGUGUUAAAAGGAGGUUUAGGGCUUCCUGGAGCGAGCGAGCGAUCGGCCUGAUGCUUCUCUCCUGCGACCUGGUAGCGUCGCCCCGCCAGGUACAAUUGGCAUUGGAUUGGAGAAUCGCAGCUCCAUGUCGUGGCUGGAGAAGGAAGAGCAUCACUAGCGUCAGUAGUAGCAGUAGACGAAGGAGGGGCCGCCUUGGAGCCCUUCUAGUGGGUCAGCUAGCGCUCAUCCAUCGCCGUCGUCUCAAUCCUCGCCAGCAUUCAUCGCUCGAUUGCUCCAGCAACGGCAACCAAUCCGCGCUGCUACGCAGCGACCAAGACAAUGGCGGCGCUGUUGGAGGCGAUGGAGGCGAUGGCUUGUCCGCGGCUUUUGGCGGAGAUGGCGACGUUGGUGGCCGGGAUGGCGACGAUGGCGGAGGUGGACGAGGACAGCAGCAGCAGCAGCAGGGAGUGGUGGACAAGGACGUGCAGCUUGCGUACCUCAAAGAGGUGGCGAGAAUCGCUCAUUCGGAGCUGGAGCGCGCGAGGUUGCACAGCAGGGAGCUCGAAGGCGAAGCACAGAGAUUUGCCGAGCGAGCCAUUGCGCUGGGCGAUGAGGCUACCAACAUCUCCACUGCAGCUGCCAAUGCCAGAACCGCCAUCGACAAACUCCACGCUCAAGAGGCCGCGGCCAGAGAAGCCGUGGAGAAAGAAAGCGUGGUGCUAUCGGCUGCCAAGAGGAACAUCAAGAUGGUGGAGCAAGAGCUGGAUGCCGCGAGAACGAGAGCCGAGGAAACGGCUGAAGGUCCGUCCGAGCAAGUGAAGGAACAGCAAGCUCUUCUGGAGUCUGCGUGGUUGGAGCUCCAAAAGUCCGAGGAAGCGUUUCGAAACUGCCAGCUCGAGGUGUCUCGAAUGGAGAACGCUUAUCCGGAGCUCCAGACCGAGCUUGAUCGCCUAGAGAAACUUGCCGACGCAGCCAAAGCCGUGGCACUCGCUGCCGAGGACGAUGUUGCCAAGGCGAUGUCGCUGGCGGAGCAAGCCGUGGCGGUGGAACUCGAGGCAGCACAGCGUCUCAACGAUGCAGAGAUUGCUCUACAAAAGGCUGAAACACCUCCUGCCGCCACUGUUACUACCACGGCCGCUACCACGACCUCGACCACCACCACCACCACCACUGCCACCGUCGAGAAAAAUGGCUUGAUUGCUGAUCAGAUGGUAGAGUCCACCACCGAAACAGAGCGUAUAGUGGAGGAGCUCGUUAAAGUGGAGAUCAAGGACAAAGAGCCGUUUAUUCCCGUUAAAUCCAAGACGAAUAUGGAGAAGUCCGAGGCAGAACUACCAGGGGUUCCAGUCGGGCUUUUCUCACAGAAAUCAGACACGAAAGCAGCCGAGGUCGGGAAUCUCAAGUCUUUUACCAAGAAAUCUUCUCGGUUUUUUCCAGCGUCCUUCUUUUCGUCCGACGAAGCGGAAGAGUUCUCGCCGUCCUCACUCUUCUCAGGGUUAUUGCUAUCGGUCAGACAAAAUAUUCUUAAAGUUGCCAUUGGUGGAGUACUUCUCCUUGGUGGAGCGGUUUUUGUCGCUGGCAGAGCAGAAAAAGCUAGCCAGCUUAUUCAUUCUUCUGAGGCUUAUGUCGCCACAAGUGCUAAACCUCUCUUGCAAAAACUAGACAAGUUACCCUCCAGGAUCAAGGUCGUGAUUGACAAAUUGUCAAAGCAAGAGGUCAACGAAGAGGAGGCCUCUCUCUUUGAUGUUUUGUGGCUGCUCUUGGCCAGCGUGGUCUUUGUUCCCGUUUUUCAAAAGAUUCCUGGAGGAAGUCCUGUCCUCGGGUAUUUGGCCGCUGGGGUGCUAAUUGGUCCGCACUCGCUCCAUAUAAUCCGAAACGUACACGGAACCAAAGCUAUUGCUGAAUUUGGCGUCGUCUUUCUACUUUUUAACAUUGGCCUCGAGCUUUCAGUGGAAAGACUAAGCUCGAUGAGAAAAUAUGUCUUUGGCUUUGGAUCGAGUCAGGUCUUGGCUACGGCACUAGCGUCUGGCUUGUUUGCGUACUACGUCUCAGGACUUACACUUCCUGCUGCUAUUGUAAUCGGCAAUGGAUUGGCGCUCUCGUCCACGGCCGUCGUCCUGCAGGUGCUCCAAGAGCGUGGUGAAAGCACAUCUCGUCAUGGCCGUUCGGCAUUUUCAGUUUUACUCUUUCAGGAUCUGGCAGUCGUAGUUCUUCUCAUUCUGAUACCUCUCCUGUCACCAAAUUCGUCAAGAGGCGGGGCUGGACUCAACGCGAUUGCCGAAGCUCUUGGAAUAGCGGCUGUGAAAGGAGUGAUUGCCAUCAGUGGGAUAAUUGCGGGUGGUAGACUGCUUCUUCGUCCUAUAUACCGGAGUAUGGCUGAAAAUCACAAUGCCGAAAUAUUUGCGGCAAACACUCUGCUCGUUGUUCUUGGAACUAGCGUUCUCACUGCCAGGGCCGGGCUUUCUAUGGCCCUUGGCGCGUUUCUUGCUGGACUCCUUUUGUCAGAAACCGAGUUCGCUCUGCAAGUUGAAUCCGAUAUUGCACCAUAUCGGGGUCUUCUUCUGGGACUUUUCUUUAUGACAGUUGGGAUGUCUAUAGAUCCGCAGCUGUUUUUAGCCAAGUCCAACAUCAUCCUGGGGUCAUUGGCUUUGCUGAUUGUUGGCAAAGCCAUGUUGAUAGCUUGUCUGGGUCGUCAGUUUGGUCUUUCUAGUGUAGCAGCACUUCGUACUGGUCUUUUACUUGCUCCUGGCGGGGAGUUUGCUUUUGUUGCCUUCGGCGAAGCAGUGAACCAGGGAAUCAUGAGCCAACAGCUAUCUUCCCUCAUGUUCCUGAUUGUUGGCUUGUCCAUGGCAUUAACUCCUUGGCUUGCUGCGGCCGGACAAAUAAUCUCAACAAAGUUCGACCAGCAGGACGUCCGAAGCCUGCUACCUGCAGAGAACGAGACGGAUGAUCUAGAAGGCCACAUGAUAGUUUGUGGAUUUGGUCGAGUCGGCCAGAUCAUCUCGCAAAUGCUGUCGGAGCGACUGAUUCCCUUCGUUGCGCUUGAUGUCCGAAGUGAGCGUGUAAGCAUGGGCCGAGCUCUCGAUCUCCCUGUUUACUUUGGAGACGCCGGAAGUAAAGAGGUGCUACACAAGCUCGGUGCCGACAGGGCAGCUGCUGCGGUGAUCACUCUCGACACCCCCGGAGCAAACUACAGGGCUGUGUGGGCUCUGAGCAAAUAUUUUCCCAAAGUCAAGACUUAUGUGCGUGCUCACGACGUCGAUCACGGCAUCAACCUGGAGAAAGCAGGAGCAACCGCUGUUGUUCCCGAGACGUUGGAACCGAGCCUGCAGUUGGCGGCAGCAGUACUUGCCGAGGCAAAACUUCCCGCAUCUGAAAUAGCCUCCACUAUAAACGAGUUUCGAUCAAGACAUCUUGCAGAGCUGACAGAGCUUACCAAGAAAAGUGGUACAUCUCUUGGCUAUGGCUUCUCCCAAAACGUUGGAGCGAAACCAAAGCAAAGCAGUGCAGGCAAGAGUGAAGACGAUGGCUCCCCAGACCGUAGGUUCGAAGGUGUCAUCGCAGUUCCUUGAGUUGGUUGUUAAUACGUAAUUGAUGGAAAGCGAUGGCCUCCGAUAUUUCUCUUGAGCUUUA